AAAGCGAUCAUAAGUUUAAUGUGCAACUAGCUAGCACUUAAUGAAUUAAUUCCGAGCUGUUAGUCAUCAGACACGAAGUAGUACUAGUAUAGUGAUUAAAAUGCAUCUUGCUCGACAGGAAAGCAUAGGUUCACUACAGCGCCCAUAUACAUCUGGAUCAAGUCCCAAAUCGGCCAAGGCCAACUGACGUUCUCCAUCGCAAGCGCUUGCACUCCGGCCGUCUCUUACAGGGUUUCAGCACAUCACUGGACAUCGAUCUCGCUAGAUGUUCUAGUUUGUACUUCACAUUCUACCUAUAGGGUUGCAGCUGGUUAAGUCACACCGGUAGGGUUUGAGGCUUUGAGCUAAUCACUGGACAUCGAUCUCACUAAAUGUUCUAGAUUGGUUUUCGCAUAACACCUAAAGGGCUGCAGCUAGUUAAGUAACAUUAGUAGGACCAGAUGGCGGAGGCGAUACUCCUUGCUGUGUCGAAGAUUGGGGCAGUCAUUCUGAAUCAAGCAGUCACGGAUGUGGUACAGAAGCUAUCGAAGAUUGAAGCUCUAAAGGAAUUGCCAACAAAAGUCAAAAGAAUCAAUGUAGAACUAACGACCAUGAAUAAUAUAAUUCUUGAUUUGGGCACAGCACAUCUCAGUAACAAUGUCAUCAAGGGUUGGAUUGGAAAUGUAAGAGAUCUGGCUUACCGUGUUGAGGAUGUAAUUGAUAAGUACUCAUAUGAGGCUCUUAAGCUCAAGGACGAAGGCUUCCUGCAACGGUACAUCUUCGGAGGUUCACGCCAUAUAAAGGUCUUCAGUAAAAUUGCCGAGGAAAUUGAGGAUAUAGAGAAGGAUAUCAUGCAGAUCAAAGAGUUGCCUAAAUAUUGGAGGGACACAGUGCAACCCACAAACAAUGAUCAUGCAAAGAUUGAUAAGACGCGGUCUGGUAGCUGCUUUCCAGGACUCUUUAGUGAUGAGGAUCUUGUGGGAAUUGAUGAAAAUAGGAGCAAGUUGACUGAAUGGUUGAGCACUGAUGAUAAAGAAAGCUCGGUGAUAACAGUUUCUGGUAUGGGAGGCUUGGGGAAAACAACCCUUGUGAAGAAUGUGUAUGAUAGGGAAAAAGUCAACUUCCCUGAUACUCAUGCUUGGAUUGUGGUGUCACAGGCAUAUGAUGUAGUUGAUUUGCUGGGGUCAUUGCUCACCAAGCUACGGCUCACACAAGGGACACAAUCUCCUCUUAGCAUGGAUGCCAAAGCUAAUGUUUAUGACUUAACAGAGGCAAUAAGGAAGACACUACAAGACAGGAAGUGUUUAAUCGUGCUUGAUGAUGUGUGGGACAAAGAUGCAUAUACACAGAUGUGCAAUGCUUUCCAGGGUCUCCAAGGAAGUCGUGUUAUGAUCACAACACGGAAGGAAGAUGUUGCCGCUCUUGCUUCACCUAGGCGUCGCCUGGUACUCCAACCAUUGGGUAGUGCCGAGUCAUUUAAGCUAUUUUGCUCAAGGGCUUUCCACAACAGCCCAAACUGUGAGUGCCUGCCAGAGCUCGUGACAGUGGCUGUUGAUGUUGUUAAGAAGUGUCAUGGCCUGCCAUUGGCUAUUAUAUCUGCUGGCAGCCUAUUGUCCACGAAGCAACCAACAGAGUAUGUAUGGAAUCAGAUGUUCAAACAACUUCGGGACGAGUUUAAAGGGGAUAACAAUGUCCAAGCUAUACUUAAUCUGAGCUACCAUGACUUGUCAGGUGAUCUCAGGAACUGCUUCCUGUACAGCAGCUUGUUCCCUGAAGAUUAUGCAAUGUCACGGGAGAGCCUUGUGCGGUUGUGGGUUGCUGAAGGAUUCGUGAUGAGGAAAGGAAACAACACGCCAGAAGAAGUGGCUGAGGGAAAUCUGAUGGAACUCAUCGGCCGGAAUAUGUUGGAAGUUGUGGAGUGGGAUGAGCUCUUCAGGGUUAGUAAAUGUAAGAUGCAUGACAUUGUCCGUGACCUUGCUCUUGCUGUGGCUAAAGAGGAGAGGUUUGGCUCUGCGAGUGAUUCAGGCGAAAUGGUUCGCAUGGAUAAAGAAGUUCGUCGAUUCUCGACAUCAAGUGGUUGGACUGACAGUAACACAGAUGCAAGAGUGGAAUUUCCACGGCUGCGCACCAUCAUGUCCCUUGCGGCAUCUUCGUCCUCUACCAACAUGCUUUCCUCGGUUUUCUCUGGAUCCAACUACCUUACUGUUCUCGAGCUUCAAGACUCUGCAAUAGUCGAAGUGCCAGCAUCCAUAGGAAAUCUGUUCAAUCUCCGCUACAUCGGUUUGAGGCGUACCAAUGUCCAAUCACUGCCAGACACCAUAGAGAAACUCUUAAACCUAGAGACAUUGGACAUCAAGCAAACAAGAGUAGAAAAGAUCCCGCCAGGAAUUGUAAAGAUUGAGAAGCUGCGACAUCUCUUAGCAGACAGGUUUGCUGAUGAGAAGCAAACCGAAUUCCGAUACUUUGUCGGGGUUGAAGCGCCUCAUAUGAUUUCCAACUUUCAAGAACUGCAAACUCUUGAGACCGUCCAUGCCAGCAAAGACUUGUCCCUGGAGUUGAAGAAAAUGAGGAAGCUGCAAACUGUUUGGGUUGAUAACAUUAAUGCAUCUAACUGUGACGACCUUUUCAAAACCCUCUCAGAUAUGCCCCUUCUUUCUAGCUUACUUCUCUCUGCAUAUGAUGAGAACGAGAAACUUUCUUUCCUAUCACUAGUGCCAAUUUCCAAGAAGCUCCACAGACUAAUCGUCAGAGGUGGCUGGGCUGAUGGGACACUCAAGUGCCCAAUAUUUCAGGGCCAUGGGAGGAAUCUCAAGUACUUGGCUCUAAGUUGGUGUAAUCUUGGGAAAGAAGAUCCGCUGCAGUUGUUGGCAUCUCAUCUGCCAGCUCUAACUUAUCUCAGUCUUAACAGGGUGAGUAGUGCAGCAAUAUUGGUCCUUUCUGCCGGGUCCUUUUCUAAGCUGAAGACACUCGUCUUGAAGUGCAUGCCUAAUGUCAAGCAACUGGAUAUUGAAGAGGGUGCCAUUCCACACAUUGAUGGGAUCUACAUCGUGUCACUCGUGGAGCUGAAUAUGGUCCCUCGUGGCAUUGAAUCCCUUGGGACCCUCAAGAAGCUCUGGAUGCUGGGACUGCACAAGGACUUCAAGGCCCAGUGGAAUCUGAACCAGAUGCACAACAAGAUGAAGCAUGUUCCAGAGCUCCGUUCCUAGCAAAAAGCAGCAAUCUAUCUCCCUCGGUUAUUAAGAAAUGUAAGGAUUUCUUAUGCAUUGUAAGUGUGCGCACAUUUAAUUAUUUGACAGGAGUCCUACGGUACUGUAAUAGUAUCAACAACUAUUAAUUUCUUUGUGAUUGUAUGUUGUCAUGCAUUGUUGGUUGUUUCUGUAAUAAUUCCUAAAACACCGGCCUUCCUUGCCAUCAGGACAUAAAAUGAGAGUGAGUUUUUCAUUAUAUAUGA
Molecule: messenger RNA, 3430 nt
Organism: Aegilops tauschii subsp. strangulata
Lineage: Eukaryota; Viridiplantae; Streptophyta; Magnoliopsida; Poales; Poaceae
Product: disease resistance protein RPM1
Biological process (GO): defense response to other organism
Molecular function (GO): ADP binding
Source: RefSeq, a predicted model, not a curated record